Messenger RNA from Nicotiana tabacum (common tobacco), 1840 nucleotides. The record is from RefSeq and is a predicted model, not a curated record. NCBI's taxonomy places the organism in Eukaryota, Viridiplantae, Streptophyta, Magnoliopsida, Solanales, Solanaceae.
AAUAUAAAUUGUGCUUCAUUUACCUUUUGCUUAUGAGUUUCAACGUGGGGAGAUUACUGAUAAUGAUUUGUUACUCAUUAUUCUGUCUCUUGUUAUGAGAAUCAAGCUGAUAAUUACUCUUCUCUAGCAUUUGGUGUGGUGAAUUGGAAAUUGUUGUGGAAAUAUGUACAACAACAACAAUUUAUCCGGUGUAAUCCCAUGUGUGGUGUGGGGAGGGUAAAUUGUACGCAGACAUUACCCCUAUCUUGUGAAGUUAGAGGGGCGGUUUCCGAAGGACCUUCCGCUAAAAAAAACAGUUUUCAGCAGGUUUGAACAGGAGAACAAUAAUGAGUAGUGGAAAUAUGUCAUUUGUAAAUUAUUGUUUUCCUAAGGAAAUAUGUAGAAAAGGAUUAAUAUUGAUCAAGACUCUUAAACUGAUAAUUUGUUUUUGUGAUCAAGAUCCCAUUUUUUCCCUUUCGAUUAAAACUAUUUGAUAAGUGGAAUCUAUGUCUGGGAACUUCUGUGCGUCAAGGAUUUCAAUGGAAAAAGAAUAAUUUCUGGCUCCAUUUGGAUUUUAGGGAACACGCAAAGAAGUUCAAGCCAGAGGAUAUGCAAGUUCAAAUGGAAGGAAAGAAUUGCAUUGUCACAGGUGCAAAUUCCGGCAUUGGUUUUGCAACUGCUGAAGGCCUCGCUUCACGUGGGGCGACUGUCUACAUGUUAUGCCGUAAUAAGGAGAGGGGAGAGGCCGCUCUUACCAAAAUUCACUCAAUCACUGGAAAUAAAAAUGUUUACUUGGAGGUCUGUGAUAUUUCAUCGGUCAAUGAUGUCAAAUCCUUCGCUUCCAGGUUUUGUUCAAAAGAUGUACCUGUCCAUGUCCUGGUUAACAAUGCUGGCCUGCUUGAAAGCAAUCGUGUCAUCACUCAAGAAGGAUAUGAGCUGAGUUUUGCUACCAAUGUUCUUGGCACUUACACCUUGACAGAGUUGAUGUUACCACUCCUUGAGAAGGCGGCACCUGAUGCUCGUGUUAUCACAGUUGCCUCGGGUGGGAUGUACACAGCGCCACUGACAACUGAUUUACAGUUUAGUAGUAACAAGUUUGAUGGGGUGGAACAGUAUGCUCGGAACAAGAGAGUUCAGGUUGCAUUGACAGAAAAAUGGGCUGAAAUGUACAAGGAUAAAGGUGUUCGUUUCUACUCCAUGCAUCCGGGGUGGGCCGAAACGCCUGGAGUAUCCAAGAGUUUGCCGGAUUUUUCAAAAUCGUUUGAAGGAAAACUUAGAAGUAGUGAGGAAGGUGCAGAUACAGUAAUCUGGUUGGCUUUACAACCAAAAGAGAAGUUGGUUUCUGGACAAUUUUAUUUUGAUAGAGCUGAAGCACCUAAACAUCUGCCACUGACAGGCACCAACAACUCCCAUUCCGCUAUAGACUCCAUAAUCGAGAAACUUAGAUCUUUGGCCGGCUCAUGAUAAUACAUGCUUCCCCUGAGGAAUCCUAAUGCUCAAGUUUAUUUAUAGUUUAUAGAACAGGAUUAUCAUCUCCUCAAACAUAGAACCAGUUAUCUAUGAUUAUGAUACUGAAGAAUGCGAAAACCCAAAAAGAUAAAAGAUGCCCGAAAUCGAAUGUAUCGUGGCCUUCUACCACUAGACCACUGGUGCACUUUUUAUCCUACUCGGUCAGUUAUAGUUUAUUAAUUUUUCCUUGGUGCUUACAGCUCUGUGAAUAACUAUGAGCUAAACGGUUUGUGAUUGUAUACAUAGUGCGAAGCCUCUACGACAUUUCACAUUGUACAAUUUUUAUACAUGUAUGCUCUGUGAACGCAGACUGCAAACAAUAAAUUCAAUAUAAUUUAAUCUCUUGCGGAUC